Molecule: messenger RNA, 1768 nt
Organism: Rhododendron vialii
Lineage: Eukaryota; Viridiplantae; Streptophyta; Magnoliopsida; Ericales; Ericaceae
Product: beta-glucuronosyltransferase GlcAT14C-like
Exons: 4
Coding region: 295-1572 (425 amino acids)
Cellular component (GO): membrane
Molecular function (GO): glucuronosyltransferase activity
Source: RefSeq, a predicted model, not a curated record
UAUAGUCAAAGAAUUCCCCUCGGAUAUUUUAAUUUGUUUGGUUGUUUUGCCCUGUUAUCAACUACUCCUAACAAUUAACGUUUGUACCAAAUAAGCACCAACCCACACCUUUAUUUCUCUCCUAUAACUGAUUUCUUUCCCAUCCAUUCUUUCAUCUAGUUCAGACUUCACCCCCUGUUAACUACUCCCUUGCUAAAUACCCAGACUGUGAAUUUUCAAAUUUAUGCACUCAUUCGUGCUGUGAGUUCCAAUUUGUUUCAUCAAUCAAUAAGCCAUUUGGCCAUUUGGGUGAGGAUGUCCAGACUCUAUGCCUUGCUCUCAGGUUACUGCCUUUGGAUUCUGGGAUUUUCUACAAGUUUGGUAGGGUUGGUAGCCUUUUCAAGACCAUACUUUGCAGACAAGUUUUCUGAUGCUGCAACAACUUUUGAAGACCUUCCGAUUCCGGUGAGAAUCCCAUCAAAAGGGCCAAAUGACCCUCCGGUCAUAGCUUAUUCGAUUUCUGGAACUCAUGGAGAUAGUACGAAGAUAUUGAGGCUGGUAAAGGCAAUUUAUCACCCAAGAAAUCAGUACCUGCUCCAACUUGAUGCCAGUUCAUCGGAUCACGAGAGGAAGGAAUUAGCUAUAUCAGUCCAAUCUGAGAGGGUGUUCAAGGCAUUUGGGAAUGUCAAUGUUGUCGGCAGAGGUAGUGCUUUGAGUCCGAUGGGACCUUCAGCUGUUGCUUCCACACUCCGCGCUGCUGCAUUGCUUCUUAAGAUUAGUGCAGAUUGGGACUGGUUUGUCACGUUAAGCGCUUCUGAUUAUCCGCUUAUGCCUCAGGACGAUCUCCUUCAUGCUUUUAGCUUUUUGCCAAGGGAUCUCAACUUCAUCGAUUACACGAACAAAACUGGCUGGAAGGAGAGGCAAAACAUUGACGAGAUCAUUGUAGACCCCAAUCUAUAUUACAAAAAAAACUCUCCAAUUUUGUAUGCCUCAGAAACAAGAGCUAAACCAGAUGCCUUCGAGAUUUUCGGAGGUUCACCUUGGGUAAUUCUAAGCAGAGCCUUCAUGGAGCACUGUGUCCAUGGAUGGGACAAUUUCCCCAGGAAACUACUAAUGUACUUGACCAAUGUGUUGUUUCCUCUUGAAUUAUACUUCCAAACAGUCCUUUGCAACUCCCCUGAGUUCCAAAACACCACAGUGGACAACAACUUGAGGUAUACUAUAUGGGAUCAUAAAACUGUUGGUAAGGCACUGGAGUUGAAAAUGUCGCACUACGAUGAAAUGGUAUCAAGUGAGGCAGUUUUUGCAAGGACUUUUAGAGAAGGGGAUCCGGUGCUAUCGGAGAUCGACGAGAAUGUCCUUAACCGCCCACCGGAUGGGGUGGUGCCCGGGGAAUGGUGCUUGGAUCAAGGAAUGAACACGAGCGUAGAAGAUAGUUCGUCGGUGAUUGAUCAGAAUUAUAGUAAUUGUUCAAGUUGGGGUGACAUCAAUUCAGUUAAGCCAAGGUCCUUUGGGGUGAAGCUUGGAACAUUUUUCUCUAAGCUUCUUGUUGAAAGGAAACUAAGGCCUAAUCAAUGCCACAACUCUGUAUAGAUAUUAGCCAAAAUUCAAAAUCCACCCACAGAUAUACUACUUUUGUAUAAAAGGAAAGAAGAAAUAUGUUGACCUACACUUCCUCGUGCUUUUGUGUUCCAUAACCGGAUGUUUGGGCCAACUUGUGUUUAGUCUAAUACUAGUAUAUUUUCAUCUCCCGUCGCGGUAAGUUAUUGGAGCUGUCUUAAUUUUGCAU